CCAUGGAGCUGCUGAAGCUGAACCGGAGCAUGCCAGGACCGGGACCCGGGCCAGGGGCAGCCCUCUGCCGCCCCGGCGUCGCCCUCCUCAACGGCAGUGACACCGGCAACCUCAGCUGCGAGCCGCCUGCCGCCCGAGGAAACGGGACACGAGAAUUGGAGCUUGCCAUUAGGGUCACCCUUUACGCAGUGAUCUUUCUGAUGAGCGUUGGAGGAAAUGUGCUCAUCAUUGUGGUCCUGGGACUGAGCCGCCGCUUGAGGACCGUCACCAACACCUUCCUGCUGUCACUGGCCGUCAGCGACCUCCUACUGGCUGUGGCCUGCAUGCCCUUCACCCUCCUGCCCAAUCUCAUGGGCACAUUCAUCUUUGGCACAGUCGUCUGCAAGGCGGUUGCCUACCUCAUGGGGGUGUCAGUAAGUGUGUCCACGCUAAGCCUGGUGGCCAUCGCCUUGGAGAGGUACAGCGCCAUCUGCCGACCACUGCAGGCCCGCGUGUGGCAGACACGCUCCCACGCUGCUCGUGUGAUCAUAGCCACGUGGAUGCUGUCGGGGCUGCUCAUGGUGCCCUACCCCAUAUACACCGUCGUGCAGCCAGUGGGGCCCCGAGUGCUGCAGUGCGUGCAUCGCUGGCCCAGUGCGAGGGUUCGCCAAACCUGGUCGGUACUGCUGCUCCUGCUUCUGUUCUUCAUCCCGGGUGUGGUAAUGGCCGUGGCCUACGGGCUCAUUUCCCGCGAACUCUACUUAGGCCUUCGCUUUGAUGGCGACAGUGACAGCGAGAGCCAGAGCCGAGCCCGAAGCCCAGGAGGGUUGCCAGCUGGGGCGGGACCAGGUGUUGCCCUGCAGAACGGGCGUUGCCGGCUGGAGACCCGGCUGGCGGGCGGUUUGUUUUUCAACUGAUUAAUGUUGUCCUGGUCAAGUUGACACAUAAAAUUAACUAUCACAUUUUCGAAGUCCUGCCACCGGCCGACCCAGGCCAAGCUGCUGGCCAAGAAGCGCGUGGUGCGGAUGCUGCUGGUGAUCGUCGUGCUCUUCUUCCUGUGCUGGCUGCCGGUGUACAGCGCCAACACGUGGAAGGCCUUCGACGGCCCCGGAGCGCGCCGAGCACUGUCGGGCGCGCCCAUCUCUUUCAUCCACUUGCUGAGCUACGUCUCGGCGUGUGUCAAUCCCCUGGUCUACUGCUUCAUGCACCGUCGCUUUCGCCAGGCCUGUCUCGACACGUGUGCCCGAUGCUGCCCGCGGCCCCCGCGAGCUCGCCCCCGGCCUCUUCCAGACGAGGACCCUCCCACCCCCUCCAUCGCUUCCCUGUCCAGGCUGAGCUACACCACCGUCAGCACGCUGGGGCCUGGCUGAGGGGUGAGGGGCGAGUCGGGGCUAAGGCAGAACAGGCCGAUCUUUCAAGCACUGGCCCCAUUCAGACACACAAGAGACACUGACGCCCCCUACCCCCUCCCCCGCAAAAGACUGACACCCAACAGCAUGGACUUACCCCCAAAACACAGGAAAAGGUGGCUUAUUGGCACAAAGUAAACAAAGCAGACCCACACACAGAAAACGAGGCACACUCGCUGUGGCACAGAAACAGGGCACUGACCUUGGACAGACUAUCCCUCCGCAGCAGGACCUCUAUGACCGGGAAGACCGGCCUCACACACACACAGCGUAAUGGCACUGACUCAUUUAGGAUCUGGAGCCCGGCACUGGGCUGACUCCUGAGAUGCUCCAGGCUGCCCCCACUUUGGCCUCGCAGUGCCCUUCCCCAAGCAGCACUGGGUACACCAACCUCAUCUCACAGCUCCCUGACUAACAGGCUGUUUUGCACUGAGAAGUCCCUUCAUUCCUUUCCAAUUAAAUACUAUGUCCCUGCCCCCGCCGACCUCUUCAAUAAAUAAUAAAUGCCUUGGCUUCCUCCUAAA
Messenger RNA from Myotis davidii, 1912 nucleotides. RefSeq names its product cholecystokinin B receptor (gene CCKBR). Gene Ontology annotation, molecular function: gastrin receptor activity; cholecystokinin receptor activity. Gene Ontology annotation, cellular component: plasma membrane. The transcript has 5 exons. The record is from RefSeq and is a predicted model, not a curated record. Gene Ontology annotation, biological process: phospholipase C-activating G protein-coupled receptor signaling pathway. Lineage: Eukaryota; Metazoa; Chordata; Mammalia; Chiroptera; Vespertilionidae.